This is a messenger RNA of Dermatophagoides farinae (American house dust mite), 4304 nucleotides long. The record is from RefSeq and is a predicted model, not a curated record. Lineage: Eukaryota; Metazoa; Arthropoda; Arachnida; Sarcoptiformes; Pyroglyphidae.
UUCAUCAAAAUAAGAAAAAAAAAGAAGAUUGAAAAUGGAAAAACAUUCACGUUUUAGCCGAAAAUCAUUAUUUGAUCGUACAUUUUUCCUGUCUAGAUUAAUUUUCACUUAUGUAUUUCCAAUAUUUUAUCAAGGUUACAAAAAUAAUGGUCUCGAUUUUCAGGAUUUAUAUCGUUGUCCAAAAGAUGAUGAAGCCGAAAAAAGUUUAAAAACAUUAAAAAGAAGCUGGACAAAAGAAUUAAAAAGUAAACAACCAAAACUAUGGCGUGCAUUAGCACGUGCAUUUGGUCCAUCAUUUAUAUUACCAUUAUUUUGUUAUUUAUUCGAAGAAUGUUUCAUACGUAUUGUACAACCAUUUUUACUUGGUCGUGUUAUUAGAUAUUUUUCAGAAAAUACAAAUAUAACCUAUUUGGAUGCAUGUUGGUCAGCAGCUGGUGUGACCAUUUGUACUGCAUUUUUUAUAUCAUGUCAUCAUCCAGCAAUGAUACAAACAAUGCGUAUCGGUAUGCGUAUGCGUACAGCAUGUUGUUCAUUAAUGUUUCAAAAAUCAUUACGUUUAAGUCGUGCAUCGGUCAAUCAAACGGCCGUUGGACAAAUUGUUAAUAUCAUGUCCAAUGAUGUUAAUCGUAUGGAUGAGUUUAGCAUUUUUGUUUCAUACAUAAUUGUAUCACCAAUACAAAUGUUCAUUGUUAUCUAUAUUCUUUAUGGAUAUAUUAAUUGGACUUGUUUUGUUGGUCUUGCAUUAUUGUUUUUAUUAAUACCAAUACAGGUAUAUAUGGGACGAUUAUUUUCACGUGUACGUUUCAAUACAGCCAAACAAACAGAUAAAAGAUUACGAUUGAUGAGUGAAAUUACAUCCGGUAUACGUGUAAUUAAAAUGUAUUCAUGGGAAAAACCAUUCGCAAAUCGUGUUGCCGAUGCACGAAAAACGGAAGUAAAAUAUAUCCGUCAAGCUUGUUAUUUGAAAGCAAUCAAUUUAUCAGUGUUUUUUGUGGCCACACGUAUUGUAUUGUUUGCUUGUUUCAUCACCUAUGUAUUGGUUGGUAAUCAAUUAACAUCGGAAGCAGUGUUCGUAUCGAUGGCAUUAUUCAAUACAUUGCGAUUGACGAUAACAUUUUUUUUUCCAAAUUCAAUUGGUCUUGCAUCUGAAUUAUUAAUCGGUUGUAAACGGAUUGAAAAUUUUUUAUUAUUAAAAGAAAUGGAAUCAAUUGAAGAUAAUGAUGGAAAAUUUAAAAGAGAAAAAAAUUAUAUACAAAAUAACCAUAUUGCAAAUAAUGAAAAUGAUGAUGAUAAAAAAUCCAAUGAAAAUCUUGCUAAUAAUUUAUUAAUGGAAAAAAAUGAACCAAAAUUAAUGAUCAAUAAUAUUGUGGCCAAAUGGAGUCCAGAAUUGAUGCAACCAACAUUACGAAAUAUAAGUGCCAGAUUAAAACCAGGUGAUUUACUGGCCGUAAUUGGACCAGUUGGUGCUGGUAAAAGUUCAUUAUUGAUGAGUAUAUUACGAGAAUUACCACUUGAAUCCGGUAAAAUUGAAUUAGAAGGAUCAUUAUCAUAUGCUAGCCAAGAUCCAUGGUCAUUCAAUGAAACUGUUCGUAAUAAUAUUCUAUUCGGUAUGCCAUACGAUCAAAAACAUUAUGAUCAAGUGAUCAAAGUUUGUGCAUUGGAACGUGAUUUAACAUUGAUGCCAUUCGGUGAUAGAACAUUGGUUGGUGAGAAAGGUGUUUCAUUAAGUGGUGGACAAAAAGCUCGUAUCAAUUUGGCUAGAGCAAUUUAUCGAAAUUCCGAUAUAUGUCUAUUAGAUGAUCCAUUAUCAGCUGUCGAUACAGCUGUAGCUGAACAUAUAUUUGAAAAAUGUAUUAUGGAACAUUUAAAAUCAAAGAUUCGUAUAUUGGUUACACAUCAAAUUCAAUUCAUACAAAAAGCAACAAAAAUUUUAAUACUUAAAGAAGGUGAUUGUUUAGCAUAUGGAUCAUUUACUGAAUUACAACAAAUGGGCAUUGAUUUUAUGAGUUUGUUAGCUGAAAAACAGGAUCCAAACAAUAAAGAUGAUGAUGAUAAUAAUGGUGAAAAACAUCGAAAAUUAACAAUUUCCAGUUCAUUUGAUGGUUCAGAAAUUGUUUUACAAUCCGAUACAAAUAUGCGUGGCCGUACAUGUACCAUUUCAAGUGGACAAGAAGGUUUUGAAGUUUUACCAUCAGAUAAUGAUGAUGUUAAUGACAUCGAUAAUUUAGAAAAAUCAACCGACAACAAAUCCGAUGCAAAAUUAACAGAAGAACAAUUUCAACGUGGUUCAAUUAAAUGGAAAGUUUAUCGUGAAUAUUUAAAAGCCGGUGCUACUAUAUUGUCAUUAACGGUGACAAUUUCAUUUCUUAUACUAUCACAAACAAUUUUCGUUGGAUCAGAUCUAUUUUUAACAGCAUGGACAAAUAAAAAUCAAUAUGGUCAAACACAAAUAUCGGAUAUGGAACAACAUCGUGAUAUUAUUAUCUAUUCAAUAUUGAUUGUUAGUCUUUUCAUUACAACUAUUGUUCGUUCGGUUUCAUUUUUUCAAAUAUGUAUGCAUGCUUCUGAACGAUUACAUAAUCAAAUAUUUGAACGUCUAUUACGUGCACGUGUUGCAUUUUUUGAUCAAAAUCCAGCUGGCCGUAUAUUGAAUCGUUUUACAAAAGAUCUAGGAAUUAUUGAUGAAAUGUUACCCAGUACAGCAUAUGAUUUGAAUUUAACAUUUUCACAAGCAAUUGGUGUUGUUAUCACUGUUAGCAUUGUCAAUUGGUGGCUAAUUUUUCCGGCAAUUUUAUUGACAAUUUUUGUAUUUUUUAUGAGAACAAUUUACAUUAAAUCUGCACGUGAUAUUAAACGUUUUGAAAGUUUAGCACGUAGUCCAGUCUAUUCACAUAUAAGUACAACAAUCAAUGGUUUAGCAUCGAUACGUGCAUUUGGUGUACAAGAAGCAUUUGAACGGCAAUUUUUUAUCUAUCAAAAUGACCAUAGUGCUACAUGGUUUUUAUUUAUAAGUUCAUCAAGAUGUAUGGGCCUAAUGGUUGAUUGGAUUUCCACUAUUUAUAUUGCAGCUAUUUCAUUUGUAAUUAUGAUAUCAAAAGAUUUACAAGGUGGUAGUGCUGGAUUAGCAAUAUCAUCUGGUUUAAUGUUGGCUGGUAUGACACAAUGGGGUGUAAGACAAUCGGCAGAAUUUGAAAGUCAAAUGACAUCUGUUGAACGUAUUGUUGAAUAUCAAGAUCUACCAAAAGAAUCAUCAGCUGAAUCAAAACCAGAACAACGACCACCAAUUGAAUGGCCAACCGAUGGUACCAUUGAAUUUGAUCAGAUGUAUUUACGAUAUGAUGGUAGUGAUAAACCAGUAUUGAAGAAUAUUGAUUGUACAAUUUAUGGUGGUGAAAAAAUUGGUAUCGUUGGUCGUACAGGUGCUGGUAAAAGUUCCAUUAUUUCGGCAUUGUUUCGUUUGACCGAAACAGAUGGAUCCAUUCGUAUAGAUGGUAUCGAUACUAAAUCGAUUGGAUUGAAUGAUCUUCGUAAAAAAUUGUCGAUAAUCCCACAGGAUCCUGUAGUGUUUACCGGUUCGGUUCGAUAUAAUUUAGAUCCAUUUCAUGAAUAUGCAGAUGAUAAUAUUUGGAGUGCAUUAGAACAGGUGCAGCUAAAAGCACAGGUAAAUAAUUACAAAGGUAAACUGGAAACAAUGAUCACUGAAAGUGGUAGCAAUCUAAGUGUCGGUCAACGGCAAUUAAUUUGUUUGGCACGAGCGAUCCUAAAAAAUAAUCGAAUAUUAAUAUUGGAUGAAGCAACGGCCAAUGUUGAUCAUCAAACCGAUCAACUUAUACAGCAAACAAUAAGAGAAAAAUUUUGUGAUUGCACCGUAUUGACCAUUGCACAUCGUCUUAAUACAAUUAUUGAUUGUGAUCGUGUUCUAGUAUUGGAUGCCGGUGAAAUUGUUGAAUUUGAUAUUCCAUAUUUCCUAUUAAGAAGUAAAGGUAGUUUCUAUGAAAUGUGUAAAAAAACUGGCAGAGCAAUGUUUGCAAAUCUAUAUCAAUUGGCAAAGAUUACACAUAAAAAUCAAUUAAAAUCAAAUUUGAAUGAAGAAAUUGGAGAAAAAACCAUACAGCCAUUAGAUGAACAAGAUGAUGUCGAUGAUGAAGAAUUAUUGACUGGCAAACCAAAUGAACAUCGUUUUGACUAAAUUUAAGUGAACCAAAUCAACAACAUCAUUCAUUUUCAUUUACAAUAGAUGUAAACACUGAAGAUUUUAUUUUGUGAAAAAUUUUUUUUUAUUUUCAAUCAUCAUCAUUCAAAAA